Molecule: messenger RNA, 1077 nt
Organism: Maudiozyma saulgeensis
Lineage: Eukaryota; Fungi; Ascomycota; Saccharomycetes; Saccharomycetales; Saccharomycetaceae
Source: the annotation of a GenBank genome assembly
AUGGACAAUCUGACAGCUGAGGAUUACUUAAAUCAACAAACUGCGUUAGAGGAAGAAGCAAAAGAGUUGAUGCCAUGGGAUCCAAAAACUUGUACGUAUUCAAUAGGACCGUUAAAGCAACAAGUAUACGCCUGUCUAACUCACGAUAACAUUGGUAUCUGUUAUUCGUGCUCUAUUCGUUGUCAUACUUCGUGUGAGAUAGUGGAAUUAUUUACGAAAAGACACUUCACUUGUGAUUGUGGGACAGAGAAAGAUAAAAGAAUAGAUUCAAAGAGUUCCAAUAGCAAGUGUGAAAUACGUCAAAAUAAAGAAUGCGACAUCGCUGCUGUAGAUAACAUAUACGGACACAAUUUUCAGGGUUUAUUUUGUGAUUGCUCAAAGGAAUAUGACCCAGAGUCUCCAAGCGUUAUGAUUCAAUGCAUAAUGGGUCUUGCUUGUGGUGAGGACUGGUACCAUGAUCAUUGUAUAAUGGGUUAUACAGAUGAGGAGUUGAAGGAUGUAGCAAGGAAAUCUGAGGAUGAUAAAUCAGAAAACUCGCCCGAUGGAUUCCCAAGUUUAGAGUCAUUUGAUUCGUUUAUUUGUUGGAAAUGUGUGUCUCGUUAUAAUUAUUACUUUCAAAAGAUAAUGUCUAACGAGUUAGCAAAUGAUAUAAUAUCUUGCACAAUAGAUCAUGACAAAUCGUCGCAUUUUAUAAACGAGCAUGGUAAAAGAGAGAAAAUCGAUAGUGAUAUACAAUUUUCAAUCUUCUUAAAGGAAGACUACGGUAACGGUUUAGAAAAAUUAAAAGAUUCCAUAACCGAUCAUAAAGAUAAAUUAUAUAUCUUCUUAACGGAAUUAGUUCCGUUUCUAAUUAAGGAUGAAGACCUGUAUGAGCCUCCUACUGAAGAAGAUGACUCAAUAUUAGAUAUAAUAAGUAAGUCAUUGUCAUCAUCCAUGACUACUUCAGAUAUUGUUCUAGGAACUACUGCAUUAAACAAGUUACAGUCUAAACUAAAGGAGUUUCUCAAACCAUUUGCAGAGAAAGGUGAGGUAGUUAAGGAAGAAGAUAUAAGUUCAUUUUUUCAUUCGUCUAAUUAG